Molecule: messenger RNA, 1366 nt
Organism: Zea mays
Lineage: Eukaryota; Viridiplantae; Streptophyta; Magnoliopsida; Poales; Poaceae
Product: AP2 domain containing protein
Biological process (GO): regulation of DNA-templated transcription
Molecular function (GO): DNA binding; DNA-binding transcription factor activity
Source: RefSeq, marked validated
ACCACCAACGCACCUACCAGCUCAACCACCUCUGACCUCUUUCGGCAUCAUCUCUCUCUCCUCAGCUUGCAUUGUCAACGACGACAAAGCGAGCGCAGACUCGCACACCACUCUCUAGCUAGCUCUCAGCCUGCGCCCUGUGGUCGGCGGCAGCAUGAAUUUCUCGUCGUAUUUCUUCUCCUCGUCAUCCUCGGACAAGAAGUCGUCGUCCAAGCGCCAGCAGCAGCAGGCGGCGCAGCCCCAGACGGACGCCAACACGACGCGGUACCUGGGUGUGCGGCGCCGGCCGUGGGGCCGGUACGCGGCGGAGAUCCGGGACCCGGCCACUAAGGAGCGGCACUGGCUGGGAACCUUCGACACGGCCGAGGAGGCCGCCGUGGCCUACGACCGCGCCGCGCGCUCCCUCCGCGGCGCCCGCGCGCGCACCAACUUCGCCUACCCGGACCUCCCGCCUGGCUCCUCCGUCACGCCCUACCUCUCCCCGGACCUCACCUCGGGCGACAACGCCACGCAGCUCCUCCAGCCAUUCUACGCCGCCGACGCAGCCGCCGCGUCUCUACCACCGGCGCUCCCGGCCGCGAACGGCGCGGCGGGCUACGGCGCCGCCGCCGGCGACUACGCCUCCUACGGCUAUAGUGCCGAGGACAUGUCCGCUCUCAUGGACGACCUCACCAUACCCGACGACCUGACCGCUGACUACGGCGCAGAAGACGCCGGCGGCUCCGUGGACAUGUCCUCCAUGUACGGCGGCGGCGGCAGCAGCGCCAAUGCCAGCUCCGCCAGCAGCGGCGGGGGCGGGUGGUGCGACGCGUCGGAGUUCAGCGCGUACGGCGCGUCGGCCGCCUCCCACGGGGUCUACUUCGAGGAAGGGUACGUGCACAGCCCGCUCUUCUCGCCGAUGCCGGCCGUCGACGACGCCUGCGCCGACGGCUUCCAGCUCGGCGGCUCCUCGUCUUCAUACUACUACUGAGUACUGAUCCUGAUCGUCCGUCCCGCUCGGUGCUGCCUUCCCGGAUCGAUCGUCGACCGCCUCUGCGCCCGCCGGUGGUGGACUGUGGCGUGGUGAGUUGCUGGGUGCGGCUAGCAGUUUAAUUAAUUACAGUCGUGUGAUAAUACUAUAUAUUAAUAAUAUACUCCUAUGUACUGUCACUGUAUUUUGUUACUUUUUGGGCCUCCAUCUCCAUUCUCUGGGUGAUCGAUGGGCCUUUCGUAUUGGGCUGUGUAACAUGUUCUUUUUUUAUGCUCCUUUCUCAUUUGUUUUUUUUUGGCGAUUGUAUCAGUCGGCAUGCACUCGUGUGUUGCUGGCGCUUCAGUUCAGUGUAAUAUCUUUUAUUACCUGCUAUUAUAUGUACAUUUGUUUUCUAGU